Messenger RNA from Trichobilharzia regenti, 1569 nucleotides. The record is from the annotation of a GenBank genome assembly. NCBI's taxonomy places the organism in Eukaryota, Metazoa, Platyhelminthes, Trematoda, Strigeidida, Schistosomatidae.
AUGUAUCCACAAUUUCUCCUUAUUUUAAAUUAUACAAUCUCUAUACAAGAAAUUGAUGUAUUGGAACUAAUUUCGGUAAUUUCAUUAGUAUAUUCCAUUCUUGGAAAUUGUGAUCUCAGUGAUAAUCACUCAGGUGUUGUUUCAAACAUUGAUGACUUUUUGUGGAUCAAGAUAUCUCAAGUUAUUGCACAAGUUCCAGAAGAAUCAACAGUUACAGCAAGGAGUAAUGCGGAUGAUAUCCUGACUUUGGGACAGCUGCAAACUUUACUAUAUGAAACUUACGGUGAAGUGCAUUUCGACGCAUGGUCUCAGCCAUUCGUCUAUUUCAAAAUUUUAUUUCUUACACAACAAUAUGAGGCCGCUCUUGGAUUUCUUAGUCGUUUUGAGCUAUUCCGGUGUCAUGCAGUUCAUAUUGCUUUGGCCCUGAAGGACCUACAUAUGCUGUUAAUUCCUAAUAGCAUUCAGUCAUCACUUGUGAGUUGCGAUGAUUGUGAUCCUAAAGGAGUACGGCGACUUAAUUUGGUUCGUUUAAUUAUGUUGUAUACGAGAAAAUUUGAAGUCACGGAACCCGAGAAAGCACUCAUGUACUAUUACAUGCUUACCGACAUCCCAAAUACUGCCGAGCAAUCACUCGAAGAAGAAUCCAAUACAUCUAUUAUCAGUGGUUUACAUAACAUGUCUUUUGACCGUGUCACCCUUAAAAGUCAAAAUUUGUUUGUCCGAUGUGUGUGUGAACUGGCUUUGGCUACUAAAGAACUAGAUUUAAUUUUAGGCUCUGUGGGCGAAAACAAUAUUCGGAAACCUGGUGCAAUCGAUCGUUUCUGCAAGUCGAUAGAAUUUCGGAAGGAACUUUUGCGUACUGUUGCUCGCGUUUUUGAAUCUAAUGGUCAGGUCAUCGAAGCAAUCCAUGUAUUUAUGGUGGCGGCCUCGUGUGGUGAUCCAAAACCUGACGUAUUGGUUGCUGUGACACUACUGAAUACUCUACUAUCGGGCGUGGUUGUAACUUCAAACCUUGGCAGCACACUAAUAACGCAAUGUCGACUGAGGGGGGAAAUAGAUCGAAGCUUGGUUUUACGACUGGCAACUGAGCUUGCUAAUAAAGUCCGCCGCCUGGGUUUAUCAAACAACAAUAAUCAAUUUCAGUCUGAUGCUGAAACGAACACAUGGACAACACUAUUCUAUCUGCUUGAUCUUGCUACUUUCUUCGACCUAGUCGAUGCAGAAAGAUGGCAGGCUGCAAUUGACCAUAUAGAUCAAUUGAGUUUAUUCCCGUCUAGCUCACAACCGUCACAAGUAGAGUCUUGUGUGGCACGAUUUUCUCAACUUCCAGAUCUAGUGCGUCGGCCAAUCCCUUGGGCAUUAGACGCCCUGAUGCGCUGUUUUUCAGCUAAAACUUGUCGAACAUCCAGAAAGAGUAAUGCGGCGAGUGCUGAUUGGGAUUCUAAGAUGGCUACUCCUGAAAUCCGAGCCAGAGCAAAAGCUUUGAUAGCGUUUGUUGGCCGCAUUCCACAUAGACUACCAAGUGAAAUAUAUGCUGGUCUCACACGAAUGGAUAUGGAAAUUAUAUAA